GCGGGGCUGCGGGGCCUCAUGGGCCCCGGCUACAGUCGGCUAAACGACGUAACAAUUCAGCAAGCCUCGCAGGGCCUCGCAAUGUACCUGCUGGACCGCCACGGAAAGGAGGCUUGCGCAGCCAGAGGGAUUGUCAUUGGCAGGGACUGCAGACACAACUCCGAGCGGUUCGCGCACUUGGCGGCUGCGACGUUUUUGAGUGUGGGGUUUAAAGUGCUGCUGUGUGGGGCCCCAGUGGCGACGCCGCUGCUGGCGUUUGCUGCGCUGCAGCAGCAAACUGUUGCUGCUGCUGCUGUUACUGCUUCUCACAACCCGAAGGCCUACAACGGCUUCAAAGUCUUCGACAGCAACGGCGCGCAGAUAGUGCCGCCCGUCGACGCCCGCAUCGCCCAGGCCAUUCAGCAGCACCAAGAACUGUGGCCUUCUGUGGAGAAGUUCUUUUGCCGCACUUCGGGGAAGUGCAGCGCAGCAGCAGCAGCAGCAAACUUGUCGGACCCCACAGCAGCACUGACUGAGGCCUACGUGGCAGCAAUUGCUGCAGACCUGCGCGAGCCCGAGGGCUUCCGCGCAGCAGCAGCAGCAGCAGCAGCAGCACCAGCAGCAGCAGCAGCAGCAGCAAAAGAAGAUAAGAAUAACUUCAAAAUUGUCUACACUCCACUCCAUGGAGUUGGACUUCCUUUUGUCCAAAAGCUCUUCGAGCGCUGCGGCAUGGCCGACGUGCUGCUGCCAGUGGAGCAGCAGUGCGACGGCGACCCGGACUUCUGGAGUGUGCCAUUUCCAAAUCCUGAAGAGUCUGGAGCUUUAAAACUUGCAAUUGAAAAAGCAGAAAAAGAAAACGCCACUCUCAUUCUCGCCAACGACCCCGACGCAGACAGACUCGCCGUCGCCGAAAAAGUCGACGGGAAGUGGUACCAGUUCACUGGGGACGAACUGGGGGUGCUGCUGGCCGCCUAUUUGAUGGAUUUGCGUUCGGCCCAAAACAUAAAAAAAGAAAAACAACUUUUUGUUGCUUCUGUUGUUUCUUCCAAGAUGCUCAAGGCCAUGGCGGAGGCGAACGGGUGCGUGUACGCGGAAGCGGAGACGGGGUUCAAGUGGCUGGAGAACAAAGCCAUGGAAGUGGAAGCAGCAAAAGGAGUUACUUCAGUUUUGGUUUAUGAAGAAGCUUUGGGUUAUGGAGUGAGUGGUUUAGUUCGAGACAAAGACGGAGUUGCUGCUGCUGCAGCAGCAGCAGCAGCAGCGCAGCAGCUGCGCGCGCGCGGCAGCAGCCUCAGCUGCUGCCUCGCCGCGCUGCGGCAGCAGUACGGCGGCUUCUACACCUGCAACGGCUACUGCAGCAUGCAGCAGCAGCAGCAGCAGCAAGUGCUGCAGUGGCUGCUGCAGCAGCAAAAAAGCGGAGCAGCAGAACUCGCGGGAGAGCCCCUGGCUGCAGCGCCGGGGUGUACAGACACCCCGGGGUGUACAGACACCCCAGCGACCGCCCCGAGCGGCACUGAGCCCAAGCUCAAGUACUACGCGGAAAUCCGAAGCCACGAAAACCCCCAAACCGCCAAACAAAAACUCCAAACCCUCGUCGACAAAGUCCUGCAGGCCCUCCCCAAACCCUAA
Eimeria necatrix is the source of this 1605-nucleotide messenger RNA. Its product is annotated as phosphoglucomutase, putative. Gene Ontology annotation, molecular function: phosphopentomutase activity. The record is from RefSeq and is a predicted model, not a curated record. Lineage: Eukaryota; Apicomplexa; Conoidasida; Eucoccidiorida; Eimeriidae. The annotation marks the transcript as partial. The transcript has 8 exons. Gene Ontology annotation, biological process: carbohydrate metabolic process; purine ribonucleoside salvage.